Molecule: messenger RNA, 537 nt
Organism: Daldinia childiae
Lineage: Eukaryota; Fungi; Ascomycota; Sordariomycetes; Xylariales; Hypoxylaceae
Exons: 3
Coding region: 1-537 (178 amino acids)
Source: RefSeq, a predicted model, not a curated record
AUGAAGGCAGUUAUAUUCCGAGUUGCGUUCCUCGCCGCCGCCGCCGCUUCGGUGGGUGCUCAGACGACGGAUAGCGACGACGGGUCUUCCUCGUCUACUGCUACGACGGCUUGCGCUGCCCAGAAUAUCCUCGAUACUUGUCUCUCUACGACCGAGAGCUACGUCAGUCUUUGCGAUACGACUGACUAUAUGUGCUUGUGCGAUAAGUAUACCGCCAUCUUGACCUGCUUUAACAACUGUCCCAACGACAGCCGGGCACCAAGCUACCAACAACAGAAGGAUCUCUAUUGUACGAACGCUAGCUUAUACGCCACCACCUCCGGCAACCUCACCGUCAGCCGCAGCAUCACGUCGACUUCGUCCUCGGAGACGACCACGACCAGCGAGGGCGUUGUAAAAACCGCCGACGUCACGUCUGCCGCGAGCUCUCCUACUGCCACCGAACCCACCCAGAGCGGCAACAGCGCCGGCGAGAGGGUAGUUCAUGCUGGGGGCAGACUCGCCGCUCUUGCCGGCGUCAUCGCGUAUUUCCUGUAG